Messenger RNA from Ziziphus jujuba (common jujube), 1222 nucleotides. Its product is annotated as BURP domain-containing protein 3. Bases 122 to 1060 code for a protein of 312 amino acids. Lineage: Eukaryota; Viridiplantae; Streptophyta; Magnoliopsida; Rosales; Rhamnaceae. The transcript has 3 exons. The record is from RefSeq and is a predicted model, not a curated record.
AAAAUUUGGGAGUGUAAAAAUGCAAUUAUCCCUAAAAUUUAUAUAUAAGUAGCUCUUCCAACGCCUACUUCUCCAAGCUUUUAUAUUAAUUUUCUUACAAGGCUUUGAUCUUAUAGCUUUAAUGGAGUUGUAUCGUUGCCUUUCCAUCCUCUGCUGUCUGCUUGCAAUUCUCAGAAGCAAUGCUUUCAAGGAUGAUAAAUGGCAGUUAUCUAAUUACUGGCACUCCGCUUUGCCACAUACCAAGUUGCCAAAAUCUCUGCAGAAUACUUUACAGCUCGAUGAAGAGCCAAUUUUCAACAGUAUCAAUGUCAAAACAAUACUUCAACGAUCUGCCGUGCCAACAUUAGGCAAUGAUGAUAACUACGCUAAAGCUGCUUCAGAGAAAGUCCAACUAAUUGAGCCUGAUGUGACUAUGUUCUUCCUGCAAAAUGAUCUACAUUCCGGGAAGAAAAUGAAGCUCCACUUUCCAAAAUCCACAAACCAGGCUAAAUUCUUGCCCCGCAAGGUAUCUGAAUCCAUACCCUUUUCGACCACAAAGUUGCCAGAAAUUCUAAACCGCUUUGGGAUUCAACCAAAAUCAGUAGAAGCAGAAACACUUCGACAAACCAUCGAAGAAUGCGAGCAAGCAGGCAUCGAAGGCGAAGACAAGUACUGCGCAACAUCAUUGGAAGCCAUGGUCGAAUUCAGUGUGUCUAAGCUUGGAAACAAGAACAUCAAUGUGUUGUCCAUAGAGUCGGAUAAGGGAAUUAGCAAACAGGUUUAUAGCAUAGUUGACAAGGGAGUGAAAAAGAUAGGAGAUAGAUCGGUUAUUUGCCAUAAACAGAAGUAUGCUUAUGCUGUGUUUUAUUGCCAUGAAAUAAAGGCAACAAAAACUUACACGGUGUCAAUGGUGGGAAAUGAUGGGACAAAAGCUAAAGCAGUAGCUGUUUGCCAUACCGAUACACGUACUUGGAACCAUGAUAAUUUUGCUUUUCAGCUGCUCAAAAUUAAGCCAGGGACUGUCCCUAUUUGCCAUUUCCUUAAUAGUGAUACUCUUGUUUGGGUCCAAACUAGCAAUUAGUUUGUAUAUGCUCAAAGACUCAACAUUUGGUAUGCGUGCUUUUUUUUUGUUUUUUUGGGGGGGGUUGUUGGUUUGGGUGGCCGUGAUGUAUUUGUAGUUUGAAGGUGUGGCAGGUAUUUCCAAUAAGAAAAUUGGAAAAAAGCUAUAGAAAAAAAAAAAGAA